Messenger RNA from Ixodes scapularis (black-legged tick), 1536 nucleotides. Its product is annotated as putative zinc metalloproteinase YIL108W. NCBI's taxonomy places the organism in Eukaryota, Metazoa, Arthropoda, Arachnida, Ixodida, Ixodidae. The transcript has 6 exons. Bases 11 to 1441 code for a protein of 476 amino acids. The record is from RefSeq and is a predicted model, not a curated record.
AAGCUCUACGAUGAUCUUCAAAAUCACGAGCCCGAAGGCCGACGAGGUCCUCGGGUGGUCCCUGGCGUUAAUUCGCGGCCGCUACCUCGGAAGUGACCGGAUCGACGCGGUGGAGGUAGCGAACCUCUUGGAGGGGCGAGACGCGCACCCGGUGUCCUGGCCCGUAGCGGGGGGAGCGUUCGUGGCCUUUGUGAGCCUCCUGCCGGGGACCAACGCGGUGCGGCUGGGUCACGGGGACCUUUGGCAAGACCUGGUCCUGCGUCACGAGCCGCCCGGCCCCCGCGAGUACGUGCGCCCGGCGUACGUCGUCUGCCAAGACGAGCCGGACCGGGGGCCCUCCGUGGAGGGGGCCCUCCAGAGGGUUGCCCUGGGAGCCCGCAUCCUCCAGGCCCUACUGGCGGAGACCCUGGCAGCCGCCGGAUUCCAGCGGCGCACGUUCUGUCUGGAGCCCGCCGUCCAUGUGUUCCGGACCGGGCUGACCGUCGCGGAGGCGCGCUCCAUGGCGGCCGGGAAAGUUUGGAGGUGCCUGGCCGAGGAGCUUGUGCGCUCAGCCCUGGGUGACCCUGACCGCUGCAAGCUCCUGGCCUUCGCGUCGUGGGCAGACGCGGAGCCCAGCGGGACGGCGGGGCACCCCAUGGUCGGGGCCGGGGGCCUGGCCCUCUGCGGGGACGGCCGCCUCCGCUCCUGGCCCCUGGAUCUCCGGGAGCUCGCGGCCGGGCUGGGAGACGCUGGGGAAACGGACCGCCCCGACUGCCCAGACAUCCAAUGCUGCGGGGGCUCCCCGUGGGCCUGCUUCUGGAGCAGUCUGGGCGGGGUCCUGCACGAACUGGGCCACGUGUUGGACCUGGUGCACGCGGACGUGGGUAUCAUGGGCCGGGGCUUCCACCACCUGGCUCUGCUCUGCGCCCCCUCGGAAGACCCCCAGAAUGCCGCAAGGAUCUCAUGGGGACCGCCGCACUUUCCGGCACCGAAGGCCGCUCCGCCCUCGGAGCAGGACCCCGGGACGCCGGGCGGGAAGAUUCCCUUGACCAGGCUGGAGCCCAAGUUGCGUCCCGCUGGCAUGCACGGGGAAGGCGUCCCGGGGGACGGCAGCGGUGGGCCGUACUGGUCUCGAUCCUGUGCCGUCAUCCUCAACUACCACAGGUGGAUCAACAGCGGCAUGGCCGGCGAGGAUCGGACUCCAAUUGAGUUCACAGGGUCGGGGUUGGCCUCCUCGCACGGCAUCCGCCUGGUGGAGUUCCGCCAUCCUGACGACCGGAGGGUCCUCGGCUUCUGGGAGUUUCCCCGAGGCUGCUUGCAGCUGGCGCUGGAGCCCCGGAGCAUAAGGGCCGCCCUCCCGGCGCAUUUUGCCGGCCCGCCUUGCGACCAGGGCCAGCGAGUAGAGCUCUUUGCCAUCGACUCUCUGGGAAAUACGAUAAAAACACACUUUCAGCUCUCGUAGUGCUUGUUGUGCGUCUUUGCUUCCGAAUCUGUCGUAGGUAGCAAGAAUGACGACCGAGCUACUCGCCAAGUGUUGAGAAUAAAAAAAAAAGUUUA